This is a messenger RNA of Saccharomycodes ludwigii, 735 nucleotides long. RefSeq names its product Sec63 complex subunit SEC72 (gene SEC72). Bases 1 to 735 code for a protein of 244 amino acids. Lineage: Eukaryota; Fungi; Ascomycota; Saccharomycetes; Saccharomycodales; Saccharomycodaceae. The transcript has a single exon. The record is from RefSeq and is a predicted model, not a curated record.
AUGUCCUCAUUGAUUGAUUAUAAUCCAAAUAGCAAGCAAAUUAAACUAACUUCCGAUAUCAAAGAUAUCUAUGGUACUAAUACCGAUAACACAGCGCUUGAAAUUAACAUUAAUCAAAUAAAUGAGCUAUCUAACUCAUUGAUCCAUAGUACCCUGGCCUUGGGAAAAAUAACACCUGAACCAAAUGCUAAAAGCACAACUUUGAUUAAAGGUAUGUUUAGUAAAAGUAUCGAAGCUUUACAGAAAAAAAAAUAUGAGGAUGCUCUAAAGUUUGUUACUUUAAGUAUAGAUAUGAUGUUAAAGGCACGUUCUUAUUAUGAGGCCUUUGCUAUACAAAUGCAAGAGUUGCAAUUUAUGAUGAAACAUAAAGUCGAUUUAACAUUGGCUUUAUAUUCACAAAAAUAUGCUAAAAACAAUACUACUGCAGAAAGUAGCAGUACAACUGAUGAUGGCCAGGAUAUGCUAAUUUUAUGUUUACAAGAUUUAGAAAUGCUCUGUUCAUUGGGCUUGUUGGCAGAUCCACAAAUAAGUUUACGUAAAACAGAUGUUUAUAUGAAAUUGGGUGAGUUUAUUAAGGCUAAAGCAGAAGCUGAACGUGGUCUAGCUUUGGUUACUGAUUUGCUUACUUCUCGUAAAGUUGCUAACCCUGCUCAAAUCAAAGAUUUAAGUCUGAAGUUGAAAUUAUUAUUUGUCAGUGCUGAACGUGCUAUCUUGAAGGAAAAUGGCGAUUUAUAA